UAGUUGCCUGAAUGAAUCAUAAAUCACCGUGAACGAUGUCAUGAAGGCAGUUUCGAUUCACUUUCAAUUUUGGGGGGGUUUGGCUCGCUCUUCUAUCUAUUAAAGCAUCCGGAUCCCACUCAUGGCUAAGAUUAUCUCGAAGUGUGUGGGUGACUGAUACAUAAAAGUAUCUCCCCCACCCGUCAGUUGGCGCUCAGUCCCCCCUCCCCAAUCCGAGUUUUCGCUGUUUCUGUGUCUUCUAGUGGACAGCGCAGAUACGUAGUGUUCAAUAUGACAGAUCAGACUGGGUUGUCCCUUCCCAAAUCUUAUUUCCUGUCGGUCUUCUGCGAGGGAAUAUUCCAUGGCAUGUAUACGACUCUGUUCUGCAGCGCAAUGUAUCUGCUUUUACACAGACGGAAAUCGAAAAGAAUCACGAAUACUAUCAUGACGAUUUUGACUGUGGUCAUGUAUUGUAUAUCCACCGUCCAUCUUGCGCUCUCUGUGCGUAUGAACUUGGUAGCGCUGUUCACGCAAAAGGCAGCAGAUGGUGGAGAAACACUGUAUGAUGACCAGGGGUCCCCGUUGUACUUUGGUCAAGUCGCUUUUGAGGUUAUCAAUUGCGUUCUCGGUGAUUCAAUAGUGACAUGGCGGACAUGGGUUCUCUGGGGUCGCGACUGGAGAGCGAUCUACUUUCCAUGUUUUCUCAUGGUCGGUAGCUCUGUCACAGGAAGCGUCAUGGUUUACCAAUUCUCGUUAUCGCCUCCUGGCCAACCGAACUUCAGCAAUAAUACCACCAUCUGGUUUUCGAUAUUCGGUGGAUUCAGUUUCCUUACAAAUUUCUAUGCUGUUAUCGUGAUCUCGCUCAAAACAUGGUUGCACCAAAGAAAAAUGAAGCGUGUUUGCGUUGAUGUCCUUGUUAAUGGACCUCGAUACUAUGGUGCUUUGUUUCUGGUUAUAGAGUCUGGUGGGAUUUAUUGCAUAGCCGUGAUUUUGGUUAUUAUCUUCUUCGUCCAGUCAAGUAAUGUUGUCAUUAUACUUGCCGACAUGCUUGCGCAUCUUACUGGAAUAUAUCCGACCGUCAUCAUCGUUCUAGUAUGCUUGAAAUUGACUCAGCAUGAUGAGAUGACGCGUAAAGAAGCUACGCUUGCCUCAAUGCAAUUUAGAGGACAUCCGCUGGCAACCACGACUAUUCAAAACGAAGCUAUGAACCCCUCAAGAACCUAUCCCCUCCGGCCAAUGAAGUUCAAUGGACUGGGUAGCCAUAUAGAAGACUCACCUGCAGGUGGGAGUAGUGAUGACAUCGAUGAUUCCGAGGGCAACCUAGGCCUUUCGCGAAAAGAGUCGGACAUAAAAUUUAAACAGCAUGAUGUUGUCAUUGAUUUCGAUGAAGAAUAAAUUUAUCAUACGGGAUCUUCACGCGUCUAGAUGGCACUUCUUUCCCCACCGAACAACUUCGGACUUUGGACUCAUAUAUUGAUACUUACAAAUUACUCGCCGUAGUAAGAAACAAUAUGAUGGUCAUUCAUAGCUACCAGGCUAUACUUAGAAAUAG
Molecule: messenger RNA, 1531 nt
Organism: Lentinula edodes (shiitake mushroom)
Lineage: Eukaryota; Fungi; Basidiomycota; Agaricomycetes; Agaricales; Omphalotaceae
Exons: 8
Coding region: 271-1374 (367 amino acids)
Source: RefSeq, a predicted model, not a curated record